This is a messenger RNA of Mytilus californianus (California mussel), 2526 nucleotides long. Its product is annotated as DNA mismatch repair protein Mlh3-like. The transcript is spliced from 4 exons. Lineage: Eukaryota; Metazoa; Mollusca; Bivalvia; Mytilida; Mytilidae. Bases 91 to 2526 code for a protein of 811 amino acids. Gene Ontology annotation, cellular component: mismatch repair complex. Gene Ontology annotation, molecular function: ATP hydrolysis activity; ATP-dependent DNA damage sensor activity; ATP binding. The record is from RefSeq and is a predicted model, not a curated record. Gene Ontology annotation, biological process: mismatch repair.
CAGACAGCAAAAUAUUUGAAUCAGCAUAAAUGAACUAAAAGUGUUCAAAUGUCGCCUUUUGCUAUUUAUUGAAUUUGUUCCAGUAGAUGUAUGGGGGAUAGAAUAACCAGUUUACCAGCUGAUGUACAGUCAUUACUGAGAACAGGAGUGGCAAUAACAAAUGUUGCACAGUGCGUUGAGGAGUUAGUCGUCAAUGCUUUAGAUGCAGGUGCCACUUGUGUGGCCAUUAGAGUAGACCUACCAUGCUUUAAAAUUCAAGUGGUUGAUAAUGGUAAAGGAAUACGACAAGAUGAUUUACAGGUUGUUGGUGAAAGGUAUGCGACCAGUAAAUGCCAUGAAGUAAGUGAUUUAGAAAAUUUGCAUUACUAUGGGUACAGAGGUGAAGCUUUGGCCAGUCUUCGAGAUAUUACUAGUAUAUUAGAGAUCAACUCUCGCUCACAAACCAGUACGCAGACUUUUUGUAAAAUAUUUCAACAAGGGAGAGCACUGCCAAUAUCUGAUUCUACUGUUCCAAGAACAAGCGCAGGGACCACUGUUACAGUACAUGAUCUGUUCUACAACUUACCAGUCAGAAAGAAAUGCUGUAAUCCAGCAUUGGACCUAGAAAAGAUUCGACAGAAAGUUGAGAGUAUUGCUCUUAUAAAACCAUCUGUUUCUUUGUCUUUGCGAAAUGACGUGUCUGGUCAUGUGGUUUUACAAACUCAUAAAACAAAUAGUAUUUUGAAUACAUUUACUUAUCUGUUUGGACCUGGUAAAUCCAAAAGUCUGACAGAGGUUUCAGGAAAAGAGGUUGAUUUUGCUAUUGAGGGGUACAUAGGGAAAAAAGGUGCCAAUAAAAAGGAUUAUCAGUUCAUUUACAUAAAUGGGAGAACUGUUCUCAAAACGAAAUUGCAUAAAGUUGUCAAUCAUCAACUAUCAAAGUCAUUGAUAUUGAGAAGGAAACUUGAGCUAUCUACUAAUAAAUUCAGGGGUCACAUUAUGAAUACAAGUCCAACUAAGACUACUGAUCAACAUGGUAUUUACGUAUUAAAUGUUACCUGUCCUUACAAAGAAUAUGACAUAACAUUUGAACCAGCCAAAACCCUUGUUGAAUUCAAAGACUUUGAUUUACUUCAACAUUGCUUAGAGAAAACUGUGACGGAUUUUCUAAAGAAAUACAAUCUUCACUUAGGGAUUCUUGCAGAAAAUUUUGUGAAGAAAGAUCCUAAAGAUUUUAUGGACGACAAAAAUGAAAAAGAAGGAGCUUCAAAAACAGAUGUUGUUGGGCUGAAAUUUAAACCAGAAAUAAGUACGAAAGAUAGAAACGGAUUGUUUUCAAAAAUUGUGAAAAGAAAAGUAAUAUCUGACUUAUCAUCAUCUAGUGAAAGUCCUGGCAGUGUUUUAACAAGUGAUGAAAAAGAAUCAAAUACAAAUGAUACCAUUGAUAUGUACAACAAUGAUGAACUUUUCACCCCUUCAGAUCAGCAAAUGAAGGUUACAACUCCGGGUUCUCCUAAACCUGUUGUUUUUAAUUCACCCAUUAAAACACAAUCACAUAGUAAUGGAAGCACAUGUUUGGGUAAAGAAAUCAGUGAAGACAACACAAGCUCAAAAAGAAAAGAUAGCUGCAGUGAUGGUGAAUUAAGUGAAGAUCCAAUACCAACCCAGCAAAGGGUCAAAAUGUCCACUAAGAAAAACAUUAUUUGUAUUGAUACACCUAUAGUAAGGGAAGCUAAAAUUAAUGUGUCAUCUUUAUCUAAACUCAGAAAAAGAAAGAGUUCAGAAAAUUGUACUUUAUUAACAAAGACCCUUCUAGAAAAACAAAAGAAAUUUACAAAGUUAAAAGAACUAAAGUGUUCAGAAGAACAACAGACAGACACUACAGCUGAUAUUCUAGAAGACCCAGACUUCAAUAGCAAAAAUUGUAGUACUGAGUUUGGAGAAAUGCAAAAUGAUGUACCUGUUUUCACCUCUUCACUACAAGGACUAAGGAAGCUUAGGAGUAAAGAACCUGGGAGUAUGAAAGGUCAGAUAUCUGAACAUUCUCUUCAGGCACUAAGGAAGUAUAGGUUACAAAGUCAGAUCACAAAAUUAGAUCAAGUCACUAACCAACCAAUAAAUAAUGCACAACAAGGUAAUGAUAUGUCAGGAACUUUGUCAAGUAAUUGUGAUGAAAAAAAUGAAAGAAUUGUCACUAAUGCUGAACCUGCUCCUGGAAAUUUGGUGGAAAACACAACUAUUAAACAUGUAAGACAAACUCAUCAUCACAAUGAAAACCUGUUUGAAGAUGGCAAAAGUGACUCAUCAGCUUCUGUUUGUAAUUUGACUUCUUUAAAACCUCAUGAAAAAUUUCAUUGCCAACCAGUUCUUGGAAACAAGAUUGAUGAUGAUAGAUUAAAUGAUCAGGCAGAUUCUUUGAAGUAUACUAGUACAAUUUCUGAAAUGCAUCAUGAACUUCAACCAUCAACCAGUAAAGAUUUUUCAAAGUCCAGUCCAAUUGAUAUUGAAGAGGCAUCCAUUAAAAUUUUCGCCAUCAAGAGAAUAUGA